Molecule: messenger RNA, 2606 nt
Organism: Argentina anserina (silverweed cinquefoil)
Lineage: Eukaryota; Viridiplantae; Streptophyta; Magnoliopsida; Rosales; Rosaceae
Product: inactive protein kinase SELMODRAFT_444075
Exons: 10
Coding region: 305-2470 (721 amino acids)
Biological process (GO): protein phosphorylation
Molecular function (GO): ATP binding; protein tyrosine kinase activity
Source: RefSeq, a predicted model, not a curated record
ACUUUAGGCCACCUGCUGGCUGCUGCAUCUUCCUCUCUCUCCAAAGACUUGAUCAAAUUCUGGCUAAAAAACUUCUAUAACAUUUACACGCAUCCCACAUGCAAUAGUGUUUCACACAGAGUGAGUGAGAGGGUUUUGGGACUUUGACGUGUCCUUUAACGGAAAAAUAAACACAGUCAGUGGUUAAAGCAAGCAUUGAAGACAGUGCCGUGUCUUCUUCUUCUACUUUGGUGUGUUGCUUUUUUUUUUUCAGAUAAGAAAAGCUUUUUCAUUUGGGGGUUUCUGAUUCUCAGAGUGAUAAUGCAUGUUUUUCUGUUUCUGGGUUUUGUCUGUUUUGGACAAGCUAUGGUUUUUGGAUGUGGAGUUUGAAUUUUGGGGUGUGUUGAGGAAGUUUUGGAGGGUAAAGCUGAGUAUGAAGGAGAACAGGAAUUCAAUGGUCACUGGGAAGGUUGUGGUGGUUGCAUUUAAGGCUUUGAAGGAGAUUCCAAAUACUGCUCUGGUGUGGGCUCUGACUCAUGUUGUGCAACCUGGAGAUUACAUAAAGCUUUUGGCAGUUGUUCCUUCAUAUACAUCAAGUAAUUGGGUAUGGGACUUUGCACGAUUCACCAGCGAUUGCACCAGAAGUCCCCAUUGGGCUCUCACAGGAACCAUUUCAGAUCAGAAGGAUGAGAUAGUGAACUCAUGCUCUCAGAUGGUGCAGCAGCUCCAAGAUGUUUAUGAUCCAGAGAAGAUAAGGAUCAGGAUUAAAAUACUCUCUGGCUCACCAUCUGGUGUUGUGGCUGCUGAAGCGAAGAAAGCUCAAUCAAACUGGGUUAUAUUGGACAAACAAUUGAAAUAUGAAAAGAAGCACUGCAUGGCACAGCUACAGUGCAAUGUUGUGAUUAUGAAAAGAUCUGGGCCUAAGGUUCUUCGCUUGAAUUUGGUCAACUCUCCGAACAAGGAACCUGAAGUGGCUUGUCAUUCAUUGUAUAGAUUAGAAUCCUCUCCAGAACACCUAAAGAGCAAGUUUGUACAGUGGAAUAUAAGUGGAGGGCCACCUGUGACUCCUACUAGUAGUUUUGACCAUGAAUCACCACUGACUGCGACUGAUAUGGGAUCAUCGUCCAUAUCAAGCUCAGAGAUGGGGAUUGAUUCAAUUUUACAUUCUGGAGUUCUCCAGAGAUUGAAGCAAGAAUUUUCGUCUACCAGUGGUAAUGAGAAUUUAAAUGAUUCUGACAAUGAGGUGAACAAUGAAAAGAUGGGGGCUUAUUUCACGAGUUCAUAUUGCCAGCCCUGGAUGGCAGAUUAUCUAAGUUCUGAUGGUGAAUUUUCAAGAUAUGGGGCCAGAGGUUCAGAGAGACCUUAUGAUAAAUCUAUGAUUUCGGCAUAUGGAGCCUUGCUAGAUAAGUUAGCUAAUUUAAAUCGAGAGCCUGAUGUUGGAGUCCUGAACUAUAGGCUGGAUUUGAACUUGAGUAGAAGUGUACGUGAAGUGAUUUCCCUACCUAGAAAUUUACCUUCUAUACCUCCUCCACUCUGCUCUGUAUGUCAGCACAAGGCACCUGUCUUUGGCAAUCCUCCUAGGUGGUUCACAUAUGCUGAGUUAGAACUUGCUACAUGUGGAUUUUCACAAGCAAAUUUCUUGGCUGAAGGUGGGUUUGGCUCCGUACACAGAGGUGUCUUACCACAUGGUCAGGUUGUUGCUGUUAAGCAAUAUAAAUUGGCUAGUUCUCAAGGAGAUCAGGAAUUCUGCUCAGAAGUUGAAGUCCUAAGCUGUGCACAACAUCGCAAUGUUGUGAUGCUAAUUGGAUUCUGUGUAGAGGAUGGAAGGAGGUUGCUAGUAUAUGAAUAUAUCUGCAAUGGUUCUUUGGAUUCUCAUCUAUACGGGAAACACCAACAUUCAUCACUAAAAUGGUUUGCACGACAAAGAAUUGCAGUUGGAGCGGCUAGGGGAUUGAGAUACCUUCAUGAAGAGUGUAGAGUAGGUUGCAUUGUACACCGUGAUUUGCGACCUAACAAUAUCCUUCUGACCCAUGAUUUUGAACCAUUGGUUGGAGAUUUUGGACUAGCAAGGUGGCAACCAGACGGAGAUAUUGGCAUGCAAACAAGAGUAAUUGGAACAUUUGGUUACUUGGCCCCAGAAUAUGCUCAGAGUGGAGAAAUUACGGAGAAAACUGAUGUAUACUCCUUUGGGGUAGUACUGGUGGAGCUUGUUACAGGACGCAAAGCUAUGGACCUAACCAAGCCGAAAGGCCAGCAGUGCCUCACCGAAUGGGCACGACCCUUGCUAGAAAAGCACGCGAUUAACCAAAUGAUAGACCCCCAGUUAAGGGACUGCUAUUCAAAGCAAGAAGUUUGUAACAUGCUGCGAUGCGCUUCUUUGUGCAUCAGGCGAGAUCCUCAUUCCAGGCCUCGAAUGUCUCAGGUGCUUCGGAUUCUGGAAGGUGACGACAUUCCUGUGAACUCCAAAUCAUUGUUAGUUGAGGGGGUUUGACUAGACACUUUUGUAGACAACCUAGAUGAUACCCGUACAUUUAUACUUUGAAACAAGAAAUGAAAGCAGUGUGUAUAGUUUCUACAUAGUACAGACUUGUCUGCAAUCCAUUUCUUAGGAGUUACAAGUACCCCUC